This is a messenger RNA of Lecanosticta acicola, 1913 nucleotides long. NCBI's taxonomy places the organism in Eukaryota, Fungi, Ascomycota, Dothideomycetes, Mycosphaerellales, Mycosphaerellaceae. The record is from the annotation of a GenBank genome assembly.
AUGGACCGUCCUGCGCAGCAACAGAGCGUGCCCAAACUCUACCGAAUCUCGACUCUCCGGGAGUUCCUACCCUUGUCCAGCGAUGAGAGAGAUUCUUCUCUGGCCUCCGCCCGCGGCUCCAACAUGGCCGGCUUGAUUCAAGCCAGCUCCGCUACCAAUCUCGCCGGCAUGCGAUCCAAAUGGCUGCCUCGACGGAACAGCAUCAGUGCUGCAGAGAUGCCCGCCCUGCGCCAGCGAUCCGAUUCCGAAAGCUCCCACGGCCUCGACCCGGCCUCAAAGUCAGCCUCACACAACCCCGGAGGUGUUGCCGGGUGGGGUGGAGGAGACGAUCAUUCUCGGCGGAUGAGUUACGCGGCUGAAGUGCUCAUGACACCGCAGGUGCGCAGUCAACGCUUGAUCGGAAACACGAAUCCGCGAUAUCGAUGGGAGCAGUAUUGGAAAUCAGAGGAUCAGUUGAGGAGGAUCAAGAAGAAGAGCAUACGACAAUACUACGAGCGGAACAACUACCUAGUGCAAAAUUACAUGUACAUUGAUCGAUUGCUGGAUAGCAGUCUCCCGCACGAUCUUAUUCAGGAGUACAAUCAUCCCUCACAUGAGAGCCCAUUGAUACAAGGGAACAAACCGAGCAGACAGCAGAAUGGAGGCCUGCAGUUUGAAUUACCAGAUUCCCAAUAUCCCGAGACAAUCGAAGAGGGCGAUGAAGAGCCACAGCAGCAGCGCUUGUACCUUGAGCGAGCAGGCUCAUUCGACAGUAUCCUGGCAGAUGGCGAAAUGUAUCGCGAUGUCGAGCCCGAACCACCCAAGCCGAAGGUGAAGCGGACACCAAAGGACAUAUAUUCGAUCAAAAAGCAACCCAGUGACAAUCAUCAGGCGACCGAGGAAGAACCUCUUCUCCGCACUAACACCAGAGGUGACCUGGAAGAACAGACAAUGCCUCCAGACCUUGAGUUUGAAGACGAAGCCUCUUCAUCAUCUCGCAUCGUCCAAAUCGCAAUCUGGGUCAAUCUCGUAGCCAACACAGCACUUCUGGCCAUGAAGAUUGUUGUCGUGCUGUUGAGUUCUUCGGUUUCCGUGCUUGCAUCACUUGUGGACGCCGCGCUUGACUUCCUCAGUACCGCCAUCGUUGGACUGACUACCUGGCUCAUAUCCCGAACAGAUCAGUAUGCCUAUCCAACCGGCCGUCGGCGUUUGGAACCGGUUGGUGUACUGGUCUUCUCUGUCAUCAUGAUAACGGCGUUCAUUCAGGUCCUGUGGGAGGCUCUUAGCAGUCUCACCAACGGCAAGCAUGAGGUCGUUGAGCUAGGAACCCCGGCUAUCGCAAUCAUGGCCAGCACGGUCGUGAUCAAGUUCGCUUGCUGGCUGUGGUGUCGUCUCAUUAAGAACAGCUCCGUCCAGGCCCUUGCACAAGACGCCAUGACGGAUGUCGUCUUCAACUUGUUCUCUAUCAUCUUUCCACUCAUCGGCUUCUAUGCUAGGAUCUGGUGGCUCGAUCCUGUGGGCGGUAUCUUCCUCUCCCUCUACGUCAUCAUCAAUUGGUCCCGGACGGCCUCAGAACAUAUCACCAACUUGACCGGCGCAUCUGCUUCUCCGGACGAGCGCAAUAUCUUACUGUAUCUCACGAUGCGCUUCGCUAAGACCAUACGCAGGAUUCAGGGGUUACAGGCAUAUCAUUCGGGUGAUAAGUUGAAUGUGGAGGUCGAUAUUGUGCUGGAUGAGGAUACGAGUCUGAGAGACUCUCAUGAUCUCGGCGAGAGUCUGCAGUAUGUCAUUGAGAGUGUGCCGAACGGUAAGUCACAAAGGUCUGGAUGAAAAGCAUUGUUGUGGUACUGACGCGCUCCGCAGUUGAUCGAGCGUUCGUGCACAUGGACUACGCGGAUUACAAUUUACCCAGCCAUAUGCAGCAAGACUCGUAG